Ceratina calcarata is the source of this 1577-nucleotide messenger RNA. RefSeq names its product G protein pathway suppressor 2. Gene Ontology annotation, biological process: regulation of transcription by RNA polymerase II. Gene Ontology annotation, cellular component: transcription regulator complex. The record is from RefSeq and is a predicted model, not a curated record. The coding region runs from base 226 to 1323 and encodes 365 amino acids. Gene Ontology annotation, molecular function: transcription coregulator activity. The transcript has 8 exons. Lineage: Eukaryota; Metazoa; Arthropoda; Insecta; Hymenoptera; Apidae.
AUGUGAGUCGAUGAUGGGCGUGACGCUGCUGCACUUCCGACAGUUCCGACAAUCUCCGACAUUACUGGACAUUACCCGCUGAAUUCGUGGAACGGGUAUCGAAGGAAUUGGAACAGAAUCGACGUUAACCCAGCCACCAUUGCUGACUACUGAUCUGAUGCAUUUGGGUACAUCUUUCUCAUAUAGCACGAGAUUCGUAUUGUUUUUAAAGGUGGUGAAUGAAAAAUGCCAGCCGGAAACGCAGGCCCUCCUGAACGAAGUGAGCAGAUGUGGAAAGCGUUGAAAAGUCACAUUACGAGAGACAGACAACGAAAGAAGCAAGAGCAAGAGGCCGACGCCGAGGAGGAACGUCAACGAAAGGAAAGAGAACGUCAGCAAAAGCAGGAUGCAAUGACUUUGGGCGAAACUAGGGAACAAAUAGCUACUUUGGAGAGUGAGCUUGCACAGUUGAAAGAUCAGAAACAUCAAUUGUUCUUGCAAUUGAAAAAAGUAUUGAACGAGGACGAUAAUAGAAGAAAACAAUUAAUUAAAGAAACAAGCGUUGGCUCUGAAGUCUUAACGGCAGCUGCUGCUGGGUAUUCAGGGGCAGGCCCUGGAGUAUUUCAUCCGCAAGUGUACCAAGUUCCAUUGCCAAGAAGCAGUAGUCCCCUGUACAAAGUACAAACUGUGGGCGCGGCAACUCAUACUUUGUUAUCAACAGGACCAUUGAAGAGGACCCGUAGCCCUUCUCCACCAUUAACAGGUCCAUAUCACACUAGUUACGGAUACAAACCGACACCUUCCAUACCGAGUUACAAUCCUGCGCCAUCCAAAUCUGAGGAAGCAGCUAGGAGAUCUGGCGAUUCCCGAGCUGUUCUCUGGAACAAGAACAAUCAAUAUUCCGCUUCGAACUUUUAUUCGGCACCCACGGGUCAAAGCGUUUACAAUUAUUCGACGCCAUCCUCGCAACCGUCUCGAGAGCCUGAGCCAUCAGCUAAAUCGGUGUAUCUUUCAGGAAACAGAGCAACAUUGUCGACGCAUCAAACUGCGUACGUUACCAAUUUGCAUUCGUUGGACUAUAAAGGCGCAUACGCGGAGGAUAAGUUUUGCUUGAGACCUAGCCAUGUCACUGUUCACGGUGGAGCCAUUCCGAUUCAACAACCGCCGCAGGGUGCGAAAACUGGAGGAAUCACAUCAGGAUAUCCAGUGAGAGCGCCGCAACCACCUCCAACUCCAUAUCCACCGCCGCCACCAGGCACUUACGUCAGCGCGUCCGGUGGUAAUGUUCCCGGUCGAUUACUGUACACUCAACCCGGAGCACGGUAUCUCCAGAGAGAAGUUUAGGUUCAGUUCAUUUAUAUCGAGCAUGGUGUUUGAUCUACGAUCACCGUCGCAUUCGUACAAACGAUAUUGACAAAUCUUGUUUCAUACGUACAGUCAACAAGAUUAUAAAAAGAGAAAUGUAUUUUAUAUGAUAUCAUUGUCCUCCGUUAGUGUACCGGUUGUCAUCGUGAACGCCUGUACAACAACUUACGGAUACACGUUAGGCGCAUGUAGACACACGCGUCAAUGUCAACAGUAAUUUAUCACUCAUCAUA